Notothenia coriiceps (black rockcod) is the source of this 1352-nucleotide messenger RNA. Its product is annotated as zinc finger CCHC domain-containing protein 2-like. The transcript has a single exon. The coding region runs from base 771 to 1352 and encodes 193 amino acids. The record is from RefSeq and is a predicted model, not a curated record. Lineage: Eukaryota; Metazoa; Chordata; Actinopteri; Perciformes; Nototheniidae.
GCAGGGAGCGUAGAACAACUUGUUGAUCUAAACUCAUUCAUGGACUUAAAGUUUAAUUUGUGAGUUUUGUGUUUUCUCUGCAGCGGCGUUUCAUGAGGUAAUGUAGGCCUGUCGGUAGACUAUAAUGUUAAUUCCAGUGGCAGCAUUAGCUUCAAGCCGCGCUAGUUUUGUUUUUAAACUUUAACCUAGCAUAGUCUUGCUAGCGGUUUGUCAGCCGACUGCUCCUCGCACAAAUUGUGGAAAAACCAUGAGGACGGAGGAGCAACUUUACAUGGAGGGAGAGCGGGGCGGCUCAUGCGUCUCCUUCAAUGGGGCGGUGUGUUUUGAAGUGUCUCUGUAGUCCGCUGUCAGGGGGGCAGCGGUCCGACCGGCGGGGAGGGACACGGCGGAGCGUCUGCUCCCGGCUGCCGUGCUGAAAACUGAACUCAAACCAGACGACUUUGUCUUGAUAAGAGGGGACUUACAUAGAUUAUGGUUUGGAAAGGCCUGCUGCUCGCUCGCCGCAAACAAAGGGAAUAACGUGCAUGUCAUUGCUGUGGUUGCAGUGAUUGGAAACAAACAUACAGUGAACAGUGAGCGACGGAGUCAAUAACUUGAAGUUGGACUUAUUAGCUCUGACUGUAUGGCCACAGAGUAGCGCUGCCCACGCGCGCCAGCGCAACUCUUCAAACGCACACUGUUCACACGCACGCGCCCUCUUUGUUGUGAAGUUUUCUCUCCGUUGAAAGUUUGACUUUUUAAUUCCAGUUAUUGUCUGUUUGAGUGGAUGUAUGAGUAUGGUGGAGAGUUGGAGUUGUGUCCAGAGGGAGGGGGUGUACCACUGGUUCAGCUCCCUCACAUCAGCCGAGAGAGCAGAGUUCCUGUGCGGCCUCCUGGACCUCUGCGUCCCCAUCGAGCUCCGCUUCCUCGGCUGCUGUCUGGAGGACUUGGCCCGCAAGGACUACCACUCCCUCCGGGAUGCGGAGAUCAAAGCCAACAACCCCGCCGACCUCUCGGGCCUUACCAACAUCACGGACGAGGUGGUGCGGAGCAAGCUGCUGGUAUCCCUCGCCCUGCUCGGCUCUGACAACAGGGAGGCUGCGGGUGUCCUGUACCGGACCCUGACUCACAUAGACUCGGUGAUCAAUAACUACGGUUUGGCCCUGAACGACGGGAGGACCGAGGAGCAGUUUCUUUUACUGUUCACCAUGGCCUCUCACCACCCUGCCUUCAGCUUCCACCAGAAGCAGGUGCUGAGGCAGCAGCUCGGCCACAUCCAGGACAUCCUGCAGGUGAGAGGGAGGCUUAAAGGGUUUACCUCAUCACCAGGAGACCAGCCCAGACUGCUUAUGAUCUUUUUGAAAAAUAAUUGA